Molecule: messenger RNA, 539 nt
Organism: Syngnathus acus (greater pipefish)
Lineage: Eukaryota; Metazoa; Chordata; Actinopteri; Syngnathiformes; Syngnathidae
Gene: pigp
Product: phosphatidylinositol glycan anchor biosynthesis, class P
Exons: 5
Coding region: 82-471 (129 amino acids)
Biological process (GO): GPI anchor biosynthetic process
Molecular function (GO): phosphatidylinositol N-acetylglucosaminyltransferase activity
Source: RefSeq, a predicted model, not a curated record
UCCAGCCGCGCCCAGUAUCACACGGACACAUUUGACCAGUGCAACAUUCCCCAAAACAAAGUGACAGAUAUGUAAAAUAUCAUGAUGGAAAGCAGCCCCUCUCCCGUGCCUGAGAGGGCCAUCUAUGGCUUUGUUGUAUUCCUCGGCUCACAGUUUGCUUUCUUUCUCUAUUGCGUGUGGGCAUACAUACCGGAGGAGUGGCUUCAUUCAGUCGGACUCACUUAUUGGCCUCAAAAGUAUUGGGCCCUCGCUGCACCAAUCUAUCUGCUGGUCGCAUUAAGCGUUUCUGUAGUGUUGCUAUUUGGAAUCAAUAUGUAUAAUACAGCACCACUCGACUGCCUGGACAACAUUACAGAUGGAUUUGCACAAAGCCAGAGGGGUGAAGUUGCCCAGAAGGGUCAAAUACCAAGACUGAAGGAUGUUGCAAUCAGUGACAUCAACAAAAUGUUUUAUUUGUCACCUAAAUUUUAACCAGCCAACAACGUGGCGGUCCCUCUAAAUUACUUUUUGUUUACUCAAUUAAAGGCGUUGAAUCAGCA